Colletotrichum navitas is the source of this 468-nucleotide messenger RNA. RefSeq lists its product as uncharacterized. Bases 54 to 293 code for a protein of 79 amino acids. NCBI's taxonomy places the organism in Eukaryota, Fungi, Ascomycota, Sordariomycetes, Glomerellales, Glomerellaceae. The record is from RefSeq and is a predicted model, not a curated record. The transcript has a single exon.
UGGGCGCAGCUGGGGUGCUAGUCUAUCUCGGACCUGCAUCAGAGGACAGCGACAUGGCUCUCAAUGCCAUAACCCGCUGGAUAGACGGGCAUGUAUGCGUCCAUUAUAAGCUACAAGGCGCAUGCCAGAAUUGUCUCGAAGCCUUCGUUAGUCUUUUCCAACGCCCGUUCUUCCGCAGGUUGUGGGUUGUCCAGGAAGUCACCCUAGCAAGGUCACUGAGCAUAUUCUGCAGGUCAAAAUCAACAUUUUGGCCGCUCGACCGUAUCACAAGACGCCUCCCCGUGUCAGUUUAGACCCAGAUGCACAAGACAAGAGGGGACAAUCCCGGAUGGGAGCUCUUGGGUCUCAUGGCCAGGACCAGCCAGUGUUUUUGCAGCAACCCCAGGGACCAAAUCUUUGCCCUCUUAGGCAUGCUUCAACAAACAGGUGAACGUACUAUUGCCGUAGACUAUAGCCUUACAUCUCAGG